This is a messenger RNA of Cyclospora cayetanensis, 2097 nucleotides long. RefSeq names its product AF4/FMR2 family member 4-like. The coding region runs from base 1 to 2097 and encodes 698 amino acids. NCBI's taxonomy places the organism in Eukaryota, Apicomplexa, Conoidasida, Eucoccidiorida, Eimeriidae. The transcript has 7 exons. Gene Ontology annotation, biological process: mitochondrial proton-transporting ATP synthase complex assembly. The record is from RefSeq and is a predicted model, not a curated record. Gene Ontology annotation, cellular component: mitochondrion.
AUGGCGCAUGACAGAAGCGACGGGGAGAGCCAUGGAGACAAAGACGGGGUGAGAGCGCGAGGGAGGCGAGAGGGCUGCUCGCGAGAGGAGGCGAGGAAGAAACAUGCGCGGAGAGAUGGGGAUGCGGAGGAGGGAAAGGAGGCAACGCAAAGACGAGAGAAAAAGACAAUCGGAAAAGCAACGCAACGGAGAGGCACCUGCAAGGGAGAAAAAAUGGAGGCAGGCGGAGGUGAUUCGAGUUGCCGCUUGCAAGGGGAAUGCCGGCCUACUGGCUCGCGCAAGCCAUUACUUCUAACCUGGAAAAAGGUGAGCAGCAAUAGCAGCGACUGGACCUGGCAGAGUCCAAGCACACGCCAUCCACGCGGCACUUGGGCAUGCGGAAGUACACGACACGAUGCAAGAAGUCGCAUGCAGCUCCACGCAUGCAAGCGCCUCGCCACCAAUGGCGGCAGACAACGCUGUGGCGUCCGCGAGCUGCAGCAGCCACUGAGUCGGAUCCCAAGACGCCCUGCUGCAGCAGCAGCUGCUGCUGCUGCUCCUGCUGUUGCUGCAGCUGAUACUUUAGCUCCUUUCGAGGCAAAUUACGAUGCCUCUAGACCCCUGCGUGCUAGCGCCAGGGUGCUUCAGUUUCCGCAGCAGCUCCUGCGGUGUCUGCUAGGCACAGCUAGCCACAGGGAAGCCAGAGAAAGCGAUUUAACGGCUGAAAAAAAUACUGUUGUUGCUGCCGCUGGGAUGAUGGGGCAGAGAGUUGCAAAGGUUGGGGUCGCCAAGAAGACUGUUGGUCUUGUGCUCUCUGUGCGCCGAGGAUUCUUUCUGUUCCGACUGCCUCCUCGGCGAAUCGAUAUGAGCGCCCUUUUUGCUGCGGCUGCUCGCGGCAGCACCUCAGCCGGCGUCUUCCCAGUUGUUGCUGCUAUCGCGCGCUGGACUAGACCUCCUCCUGCGUGGACUAACAGCUGCAGGGCCUCCUACGGCACAACAACCCCACCUUCUACCGCGGGAGCUGGGGCGGCUUUGGCUGCCGCUUCCCCCACGAAGGGUGCAAGCACCGGUAUAUAUGUAGUCGAGGUGGGAGACGCUCCCGUUCGAACGGCGGAAGGCCAGGAGCUCCUCCUGCCGUCUCGAGCUGCCGCUGCCGCUGUUGCAGCAGAGGCGCUGCGUGUGCAGCAUCAGGUGCAGCAGGCGCAGCAGCAGCAGCAGCGGCAUGUGCCGCAGCAUCUUCUCCGACGUCCCCUUACAGGCCUUCUGGCAUUCGCUCAGGAUGUCUCCCUGCAACUGUUGCAACAACAACAGCAACAACAACGGCAACAACAACAGCAACAACAACAGCAACAACAACAGCAACAACAACAGCAACUCUCUUUACGCGAGCGCUUGAUUGAGGAACUGCUUCAGUUUGUCGAGUCAGAUACUGCCCUUUGCCGCGAAGAACCUCUCGCCCCUGAGGCAUUGAUGCAGCAGGAUGCAGCGGCAGCAGCGGCGGCAGUGGCAGCGGUCAGUGGCGAUGGCACUGGCGCCUUUUUGCAGCAGCGAUGCGGAAACUGGGAGCUUCGCGCUGCAGUUUUGCUGCAAGAGCAGCUGCUCCUACCGCCUCUGGUUGCUGCGUUCAGCAAGCGGCACGGUGUUUCUUUGGAGAUAAGUCAAGGCAUUCGGACGGCCACUCAGAGCCUUCAGACUUUAGAGCGCCUACGCGAGGCUUUUCAUUCGCUUACACCCCUGCAGCUGGUUGCGCUCCAGGCUGCAGCAGGUCAGCUGCGAUCCGUUCUCAUUGCUGACGAGUUGCUCUACGGCACAGCAUUCCAGCAGCCGCAGCAACCCACAAGUGUUGCUGCGUCUUGCUCUGCUUCUGCCAGCAGCCAUGCAUGUGAAGGUCUCUCUUCCGGAAGACUCGUAUCGCGCGACACCGACGCAGCAGAAGCUGCCGGCACCAGCGCUGUAGCUGCAGUGGCAACUGCAGUCAGACAGGCAUGGGAGGCCAGCUCCAUAGAGGUGCGCGUGCAGCAGCAGCAUUUUGGAUUUGUGUAUGGUGAGCAUGACACUGCGGAGGCAGAAGCCUUGCUGUGGCUAACCGCAGCAAGAACUGCUGUCGCGUUGUUUUAA